AAGGCGGCGUGGCCCUGUGAGUGGUCAACAAAACAAUCUAAUCCCUUUUCUCACUCCUUCCUUCACUAUAUAAUCACACAUAACACAUCUAUUGCUAUUGCUAAGCCAAUUAGGUCAACAUGGAAGUCCUCAGCAGCCACAGUCCCUCUUCGAACGACCCCUUCGAUUUCAAUCGUGCAAGGAUUUCCCCCUAUCUCAGCGCUCCUUCUUCUCCCAAGCGUUUUGGCCAAUUUUAUUACCUAAGCGCCCCCUCAAGCCCUUCUAAAGAUUUUGAUCUUGCGGCUCACGAUGAUGAUGCCUUCGCCUUUUUCGUUACUGGGGAAUCCAAGAGCCCUCGAUCCGCGGCAGAGCUUUUCGACGGCGGCAAAAUCAAGCCGCUGAGCGAGGAUGAUUCCUCGGAGUCUGCUAAAAGCCCACUUCUCCCUGCCAAACGAUCUUCCAUAGCCCAAGGCAAGAAGGCCAUUCGCGAAGCCUUCUCGACGAGAAAGAAGAAAGAAGAGGGAGAUUUAAGUGAAGAAGAACAAGAGACACGAGGGAGAGAUAGGACUGCGAGUUCUAGUAGGGUCACGCGUUCUCUCUCUCCUUGUAACAGAAUAUCUCACUACACGUGGGACGAGGAACGCAACCAAUCGCAGAGCAACAAAGCCGACUCGCUUUCUAAGACUUCCAGGAGAUGGAGGCUCACUGACUUUUUGCUGUUCCGCAGCGCCUCCGAAGGAAGAGGUUCCAGCAAGGACCCCUUGAGAAAGUUCCCCACUUUCUACAAGAAGCCCGAAGACCCAAAAGCUUCCAACCCAGGCCCAAAGGCUAGGAGAAAGGAACCCCUCUCCGCGCAUGAAUUGCACUACGCCAGAAAGAAAGCGGAAACAGAGGAUUUGAAGAAGAGAACCUUUUUGCCAUACAAACAGGGGAUCUUGGGAAGGUUGGCUGGCUUCGGAUCAAAAUGAUUCAUCAUCACGUGCUUUUGCAACCACCGCUAUCAAUCCAAUUCCUUUUUUCUUUGCGUCAGCAAAUUGUAUUCUUUUCUUUAAAUUUUAAUAUACUACCAUCUUUUCUUCUUCUUUUUCUCAUUAUAGUAUUUUCACUGA
Glycine soja is the source of this 1088-nucleotide messenger RNA. RefSeq lists its product as uncharacterized. The record is from RefSeq and is a predicted model, not a curated record. NCBI's taxonomy places the organism in Eukaryota, Viridiplantae, Streptophyta, Magnoliopsida, Fabales, Fabaceae. The transcript has a single exon. Bases 120 to 947 code for a protein of 275 amino acids.